Messenger RNA from Talaromyces atroroseus, 780 nucleotides. RefSeq lists its product as hypothetical. Bases 1 to 780 code for a protein of 259 amino acids. Gene Ontology annotation, molecular function: acyltransferase activity, transferring groups other than amino-acyl groups. Lineage: Eukaryota; Fungi; Ascomycota; Eurotiomycetes; Eurotiales; Trichocomaceae. The record is from RefSeq and is a predicted model, not a curated record. The transcript has a single exon.
AUGAAUGAAGCCUGGAAAAUCGAACAAUGCACAGUCGCUGAUGCCAGCGCUCUGGCACGAAACAACAUUUCCGCCUUCUGGGAAGACCCCAACUGGAUACUCUCAUGGUCCAAGGACAUGCCUCUGGAAUAUCUGAUCGAACAGUCGGAAAAACGACAGGCAAACAACCUGUUACGCUCCCGCGAAGACCGACGACACAUCAAGGCCAUUGAUCCUGCGACGGGCAAGCUGGUAGGAUAUGCCCGUUGGGUUCUACCAUCCAGCCACGUUACCGCUCCAGACGGCAGCCCCGAAUGGGUCCAGGCGCAGGUCCCAGAUGUGGAAGAGGUAGAGAAAAAGCGUCUGCAAGAAUUAGCUGCUUCUGCAUGGUGGGAGCCAAGGGCGGAUGUGGGCGAGAUUGAUGUCCCGGUUACGGCCAUCAAAAACCGCCAUUUGGCUUCCAGGCCGUAUAUAUGUAUGAUUCUCGCAUUUAGACCCUUCUCCCCUUCGCCAGACUCUAACAUGGACCUUUUCUUUUAUCUUUUAGCACUGGACUAUCUUGCUGUUCAUCCUGACAACAAGGGCAAGGGCAUUGCCACGGCACUGGUUGAGAGCGGUGUCAAGUACGCGAAAAGUGUCGGGAUUCCGAUAUUCGUUCUCGCAUUCAAGGCCGGUGUCGGUGUCUAUUCGCGACUGGGGUUUAGAGAAGUAGAGCGGCUCAUCCAGGAUGACUCCAAGUAUGGAGGACCGGGGGAGUAUGGUUCUUAUUUUAUGGUUUACGAUGUUGCCCCUAAAGUCUGA